UAACUGCUAACCGCUAACUGCUAACCGCUAACUGCUAACUGCUAACCGCUAACCGCUAGCUGCUAGCUGAUGGAGGAGUUUCUGUCGAGCAGUCGCCGAGCCGUGCAGGUGGACUCAGAGCAGCCCGGGCCCGGGUUCCACGUGGUUCUGGGGAAUGAGGCGUGUGAUGUGGACUCCGUGGUGUCCGCCCUGGCCUACGCCUACUUCCUGUCCAAGACUUCGCCCAGUGACCUGCUCGCUCUCCCUGUGAUGAACAUCCGGGAGGCGGAGCUUCUGCUGCGCUCAGACGUCGUCUUCCUGCUGCGACAGAGCGGUUUGUCUCAGGACGUCCUGACGUUCCGAGACCAGCUCGACCUCCGAGCGCUGCACCGAGACGGACGCCUGCGGCUGACGCUGGUCGACCACAACGUCUUACCCAGUUCAGACAGUGACCUGGAGGGGGCGGUGGUGGAGGUGAUCGACCAUCACCUGCUGGAGAGAGAGCCCUCGGCCUCCUGUCCUGUUGUCGUGGAAACCGUGGGAUCCUGCGCUACCUUGAUAACCGAACGCAUCGUCCAGAAAGCUCCGCAGAUCCUGGACCAGCAACUCGCUCAGCUGCUCUACGCGGCCGUGGUGUUGGACUGUGUCAACAUGGCUCCUGCUGCAGGGAAGGUGACUCCUAAAGACAGUCAGUACGCCGCCAUGUUGGAGAAUGGUUUCCCCACUCUGCCACCGAGGGGCGCUCUCUUCCAGGCGCUGCAGAAUGCCAAGUUUGACGUCUCGGGUCUGAACACUGAACAGAUGUUGUUGAAGGACAUGAAAGCUGUUUCAGGAAGUUUGAAUGUUGCUAUUUCCGUUCUCUACAUCCCACUGGAGGAGUUCCUGCAGAGGGCGGAGUUGGAGGCGGAGCUCUCAGGUUUCUGUCAGAGGUUGAGAUUUGAUUUGCUGCUGUUGAUGACCAUCUCCUUCACUGAGAGAGAAGAGCCAAUCAGAGAGCUCGCUUUGUUCAGCCACAGCUGCACCUGCAGGCAUCAGAUGAGCCAAUACCUGGAACAGGCUCGUAACCCCGCCCUCAACCUCUGUCCAAUCAGCAGCCCCCACCCUCACAUCACAGCCUAUCAGCAAGGAAACACGUGGGCGUCUCGUAAGAAGGUCCUCCCCAUCGUGAAGGGUUUCCUGAAGGAGCUGGACGGAGACGGUUGCCUGGGAAACGUGGAAGAGGAGGAGUCCCGGUUCCCUCCCACUCCGAUGAACAGCCUGGUGGAGGGCUGUCCCCUGGACGACGGCCUGCCGCACAUCAGCACUCAGGACCUGGUGGACAAGGUCAGCAAGAUGGCCGACAGAGGAGGGAACUGACCUCUGACCUCAGCUGAGAGUCUGAAAACAAUGAAGGAUUUCUGGAUCGUUCCGCCGCCGACACCAGACCCGAUUGGGGCGGCUUCAGGGAAUAAUAAUAAUAAUGAUUAUUAAACAACUGAUGCAUUGAUAAUAACAACUAACCCUUAACAUUUCUGAGGUGUUCUGUUUGUUAAAGCUGCCACGUGUACGUUUUGACUUUACUACAUAACCAACAUUAUCUUACGUUAGCAUUAGCAGCUGUUUACACCAACUUAUGUUUCUAGACAUGAAAACACAGAUGUUGGUCUAAACCCGCAUGCUAACCAGCUAGCUUCGGCCUGUUGUCUACCCAAACAACAGACACCGCUUUCACAGAAAACUAACAAUGAACCUUAAAUGAACAACACACUGUUUCUACUAAAUCAACGGAGAAACAAAAUGUGGACUCAGAUUGUGUGAGGCCUUUUUGACCUUGGGAACUUGUCCUGUUUGCUACAUGGAGCAGCGUACAGAUGCUCGUAGGUCAUUUUCAGAAAUACAAGUCAGUCCAACGUAACCUCUGUCUCUGCUGCCCCCUUCAGGCCCUCAGAGUGAGCGCUCCUUCUCUUUGUCCUCUCAUGUUCUCCUGCGGGAAGUCGUCCUGUGUGAACAUGCAGCAGGUCCAGAAAGCUGAGGACCAGGACAAGUCUGACAUAUCUCUGCUCCACCUUCACAGGGUUAGCAUUAAGCCCAAUUCUUGCUCCUGCGUUGAAGCUACAUCGUAGCAUAUAGCAUGUGUACGCACGUGUAGGCGCAGAGCCCUACGCUGUACUCUGAUAUGCUCCUCCCCAAAGUGUAACUAUGCAUCGAAGCGAUGCAGACCACAAGAGCUGUGAUUGGUCCACUUGCUAGCAUCACCAGAAGGCUCGCCGCCAUUUUUUGAAUUGAGAUGAAGGAACGAACACGGACGGCGUCUUUCUUUAUUUUGUUGCAGUUCUUUAAGAAUAAGUAAUUGCUCUUCAACAUCUAUCAUCUCCAACAUGAACCUCUUACUAACAUUCGCCAUCGCUAUGUGCGUCGCAGUAUGGAAACCUCACUGUUGCCCUGAACGCCAUUCAGAAAUCUGUCAGAUCAAUUAAGUUUUGUUUGAUCGUCUGUAUGAAAGAAUAAUGCUUGAAUAUUGGUAUUGUAAAGACAUUUUAUUAAUCAGUUAAAAUAUAUUCAACAAAAUAAAAACAUUUGUCCACAGUCCUGAUAUCAAUAAAGAUUUUAUUUAACAGUU
Molecule: messenger RNA, 2578 nt
Organism: Limanda limanda (common dab)
Lineage: Eukaryota; Metazoa; Chordata; Actinopteri; Pleuronectiformes; Pleuronectidae
Gene: prune1
Product: prune exopolyphosphatase
Exons: 9
Coding region: 70-1335 (421 amino acids)
Cellular component (GO): cytoplasm
Molecular function (GO): exopolyphosphatase activity
Source: RefSeq, a predicted model, not a curated record